Messenger RNA from Cynara cardunculus var. scolymus (artichoke), 597 nucleotides. Its product is annotated as nucleoplasmin-like protein ANO39. Lineage: Eukaryota; Viridiplantae; Streptophyta; Magnoliopsida; Asterales; Asteraceae. The transcript is spliced from 3 exons. The record is from RefSeq and is a predicted model, not a curated record. Bases 1 to 597 code for a protein of 198 amino acids.
AUGGCUAUUCCACCAGAACUUAUCACUUUAGCUGAUCAGACCACUCAGUGCGUAAUAGACUAUAGUUCGGAAGCUACUGAAUCCGACAAUGAGGCAGAUUCUGGUGAUGAUCAWGAUGAUGAUGAUGGAGCAGAUGAUCGUGUUCAAUCUAUUCCUGCUCAAAAUAUUCCUACUCAGAAUAUUCCUAUUGGAACUUUUGUUGAUGACAUUAAUGACAUAUUUCCUGAAUAUUCAUCACAACAACGUUGUCAAAGUCUGAAAGCUAAUUGUGAUGCCAUCAAUAAUGAUGAUGAUGAUGAUGAUGUCGUGGUUACUGAUGUUGCUACUGCAUAUCAUGAAGACCUUCAUCAUUCUACUUCUGCAUUGGCAAAUGUUGGUGAUGAAGAUGAUGCAGAAGAUGAUGAUGAUGAUAAGGAUUUUGAACCUCAACUUCCAGAUGUAGGCACUGAUCUUGGUACUGACGAUGAUGACGACGAUGAUGAUUUUUGCAUCCAAGCCAUCCCAAGACAACCAACAAAAGAAAUCUCCAUCCAUAAACCUUCUUUCAAGGGGGAGAAAUCAUCAGGGAACCAACACUCCACUGACAAAGGCAAAUGA